AUGUAUAAAUAUGACGUUUUGCAAGUUGGUAGAUUGUCGAAAUUAAUUUCAAAGUGCACGAACGGUGAAGUUAAGUACAUUGUGCCGGCAGAGGAAAUAUUUGAUAUCUUGGAAGCAGCUCACAUCGCAACUGGUCACGGAGGUCGAGAUCGUAUGCUGUCUGAAACUAGCAAGAAAUAUGCAAAUAUUACUCGUGAAACAAUCACAAAAUUUCUAUCGAUGUGUGAAACAUGCCACCAAAAAAAAGUAAAGAGGAAACGUGGUUUAGUUUUUAAACCAAUUCUUCACAAAGAAAUGAAUAGUCGAUGUCAAGUCGAUCUCAUAGAUUUACAAUCACAAGCUGACAAUAAUUAUAAAUUCGUCAUGGUGUACCAGGACCACCUAACAAAAUUUGUUAUUCUUCGACCGCUGUCAUCAAAACGUGCAGCAGAGAUUAUCACAGAAUUAGCAUCAUUAUGGCCUGAACUCAAAAUUGUCCACGGAAAACCAAGACACAGCCAAAGCCAGGGGUCGGUUGAGAGAGCAAAUCAAGACAUUGAAAACAUGUUAGCUGUGUGGAUGAAAGAUAAUAAAACGACCAAGUGGGCAGAAGGAUUAAAAUUUAUUCAAUUUAUGAAAAAUAGAUCUCUGCAUUCCGGAACAAAACAGGCACCAUAUAAAGCCAUGUUUGGUACGGAUCCAAAAGUUGGCCUCUCUACUUCUAAGCUACCGAGUGACGUUAUAAAAAAAAUCCGAACUGAAGAUGAUCUUCAAGACGUGCUGAAGAGUAAUGACGUAGAUGAAAAUGACGAUGCAAGUGGAAGUUCAUCAUCAGACGACUCAAUAGACAGAAGACAAGAAGAAAUUAUGUCCGCUAGACAAGAAGCUGCAGAAAGGCUAGAAAGGCAAGCAAAAAAAAUGAAAACAGUUUCUGAUAAACAUCAUGAAGCGAUUGAAGUUGGAGACAACAUAAUAAUUCCAAUUCCGGAUGUGGACAAGGCGAAAAGUGACCUUAGGAACGUUGUUGGAGUAGUCUUAGAAAUAGAGCACGAUCUUUUUAAAGUUGGAACACGUCAUGGUAUAAUAAACCGAUUAUACAGCAGGUCAGAAUUCGAGAAAUGCAAGACGAACUUUAUUGACAAGGAAGAAGUUCUCCACAACGAGAGCAUUUCCCUGAGCUCUGUUGCAACACAACAGUCUAAUACGUCUGGACAAGGAUAUUUGCGCUGCAUUUCGCAAAAUGCCUGGUCUUCGGGUUUUGCCGGUAACAGAUACACCCACGAAUAA
Messenger RNA from Leptopilina heterotoma, 1266 nucleotides. RefSeq names its product KRAB-A domain-containing protein 2-like. NCBI's taxonomy places the organism in Eukaryota, Metazoa, Arthropoda, Insecta, Hymenoptera, Figitidae. The record is from RefSeq and is a predicted model, not a curated record. The coding region runs from base 1 to 1266 and encodes 421 amino acids. The transcript has 4 exons. Gene Ontology annotation, biological process: DNA integration. Gene Ontology annotation, molecular function: nucleic acid binding.